Messenger RNA from Acytostelium subglobosum LB1, 4308 nucleotides. RefSeq lists its product as hypothetical. Lineage: Eukaryota; Evosea; Eumycetozoa; Acytosteliales; Acytosteliaceae. The transcript has 6 exons. The coding region runs from base 1 to 4308 and encodes 1435 amino acids. The record is from RefSeq and is a predicted model, not a curated record.
AUGGCCUCCAAACCAUUGCCACAGGUACCUUCACAGCCUAGCAAGAAUAUGGCAAAGUUGAAUUUGACAAAGAAUAGAUUGGAGAGCAAGAGAGACUUGUUUGAGGAUGAUGAGAAGGUUACGCGUGGAAAUGGCCCUGCGACAGGUGUGUCGCCAGACAAACGUCCAUUGGGCGUGCCAGUCGGACCCAAUGACGCACCUCUACAGCGUCUGGCAAGCGUAGUGCGACAACAGGAUUUCUCAGCAUUCCUCUCACAUGCACCAUCGGCACACAUGCACUCGCCUUCCAGGUCGACAUUUGGCGCGACCGUCACCACUUCGCCUUGUGGCGUCGCCCAAAUGCAUGUGGAUGACGCGGCCAAUCGACCACACUUGUUCCGCGCCAAGUCCAAGGCUAUCCUCUCGGCCGUACUCAUGACACACAACAAGGCCACACCAAUGCUCACACUCAAACGAUCGAUCGAGAAGUCGGACGAGCGAUCGAUCGCCACACUUACUCCAUCCGUGCGAGCAAUGUACGUCUACUUGCUGAGCAAUCUGAUAUUGCAGCAGUCUGAGCGCAAGAUGCGCAACAGUGUAGCAUUGUUGGCACGAUCGUUUGGUAUCAAGUCCGAGGCGGACCAGGCCAGCCUUGCGCGCCAGGCCUACAACCUCACUCGGUACCACCUGGCCGAGUUGUCCUACAACGCAUCGCUGGCGCAGCCCGCACCCAAGGACUUUGUCGAUGUGGCCACACACGCUCGCUUCACAUCCGAGCGCACACAGUACUUCCGCACUCGACAGAAACAAGUUGCUGCACUACCACAGUUCUCCACGUUGCUGAUCGUGCUGGUCAACAGCGCCUCCACGCUUCAGUACAAGGACAUUGCGACCAAGUCGUCGGACCCCUACGUGUGUCUUCAUCUUACGACCCCCGACGACAAGUGCCACAAGUCAAAGUCGUCGCACGGACAUCGCUCCUCAGUCAAGAAGACAUCGCUCAACCCGGUUUGGGACGAGACAUUCGUGCUCAAGUCAGAGAAGCGUGAUGAGAACACAUUCAUUUGCUCGGUGUUUGACUCGGACCUCGUCACCAAAGACGACUUCAUGGGCACCGUCCACAUCAGACUCCAGACGGACGAUCCCCGUCUACCCCUCUUGCCGCUUGACGCUGCCGCGCAAGUGAGCUACUAUCUUCAGCCUCGCGAGAAGAAACAGAGCUUCUUCUCCAAGCUCACACAUGGCAAGGAUAAGGACAAGUCUGGCGCGCAAAAAGAUGGCGCUCUAGAGGGCGAGGAGCUAAGUGAUCAGGGACUUGGCAGCGUUAGGGUGUCGCUGUACUUUGCGCGCCGCGAACUUGAGAAGUCUGACGCAUUGGACAGCGUACCAGCGGACAUUCGCACACUUCUCACAAUCAAUCAUCAGCAGUACAUGGCCGAUCUGGUCGAGUUCAUCAUGUCCACCACAGAGUUCAAGACAUCGCUCAUCUUUAGCGACGAGCUCGCCUCGCUGCUGACCGAGUUUGAGCAGCGCGUUGCCAUUUCCUCGCUCACACGUCUAACCACCAUACUCAAUCAUGUGAUUGACAACUUCUCCAUCACGCAGCAACACCUUAAGCUGAUCUCCACCACGCUGGACAACCUGGUGGCUGACUGCCAAUCUGGCGCCAUCAUGUUGACCAACGACAUGGCCACACGACUGACCACCACGAUCAAAUCACUCAAGUCAACAUUCAGCAACAUAAUCAGUCGUUAUGGAUUAAGCUUCCCAGUGAUGAUGAAUGAGGCUGGUGAGGUGCAAGGCAUCAGUGGAGAGAAUGGCAAGCUACUAGUAGCAUCUUUCGACAUCAUCAAGAAGUUGAUCACAGUACGUUGUUUCCAAAAGGGUAUCAAGGGCUCAGACAUCGAGUCCAAGCUCAACACCAAGAUUGACAAGUAUCUCAAUAACUACUUUGACAUCUUCUUCAAGAUGGUGAAGGAGAACUCUGAGGUGUCCAUUGAGGACUCCAAUGACUUUAGGAAUAUCGUCAGCAUGUUGGACAUUUAUGAUGCCAUUGAGAUUCAAAUUCACAAUGACAUUAGUAUCUAUUCACAGUUCUUUGGCAAGAGUUUGAUCAAGAAGUCAGUAGUAUCCUACUACAAACUAUUGCGUGAUGAGACCUUGUUCGUCCUCUCUAAAGAGCUCACUGUCAGCAUUGAGACCUUCACACUCCUCAAGAAGAUCCAAUCACUCAUGUCCUCAGUCAUCUAUCCAAACGCAUCAAAUGAGAUCAAGGGCAUUGAGAUGAACCUCAAUGAGAUGUUCUCGCCAUUCAUUAGAUUGUGGAUUGAUCAGGCGAGGAACCAGUUCAAUACAUGGAUGGAGAGAAGUCUGGACGUGGAGAAGUGGGUGGCCAUCGAUGUGAAGAACAAGGUGUUGCACUCAUCAAGUGUGAUGGACCUGUUCCAGAUGUUUGAGAUUGGAAAGAAUCAUCUGGCGGGAAUCGGCAUCAAUGUGGACAAGGCAGUGCUGGACUUUAUAGAGAUAGUGGCACAAUGCUACCAAGACUACUUGGAGACUGUGAUGAGCUCGCUCAUCAAUGAGUUGGACGAUGUGGCCAGCCCCCUGUUCAACCUGGACGAGGACGACUCUAACCAACACUCUUAUGAGAAGUUCUUGUCCUUCAUCAAGGACAUCACCAUCACGUCGCGAACUCGUUCCUCUUCCACGGCCGUCUCGAUCGAUCAAGAAACUGCCAGGUCAUCACGCACCAUUAGCACGACCAUCUGUGUUAAGCUCAACUCCAUUGAUACCUCGCGACAACUGCUUGACGACCUUUGUAACGACAUGAUCAAGACAUUCCCCACCGUGGGCGAGGACCGCAUCAAUGACGCCUUUGCCAAGUCGUUCACGGCCGCAAAGCGCAACGUCGAGUAUCUCUCCGACCUAUCCAUCAGCAAGAUUGGACGCUGGGUUAACGCCUGUCUUGUGGGCAUCAUGCUGACCAAGUUGCCAGCACUCAACAAGCGUGGCUCGGCCACCACCAUUCCCAGUGCUGCUUCGGCCACGCCCGAGCCAUCAUUGUUUGAAGCAUCGUUUGUAGAUGGCGCGCUGCAAGACCUCACCACUUACCUGUCCAACGAGCUCAGGAUUCUCAGUGGUAACCUCUACCAUCCAACAUUCAAUCGUUUCAUUCGUGGCGUGUGGCAGUGCAUCUGGAAGAUGUGUGAGCGUCUUCUCUUCCCAGGUUCAGACGGCAAGAUGAAGCAGAAACAGACAGAUGACGUGCUGCUCAAUCAAGUGUCCAUGAUCCUCGCUAUGUACGGCCCUCUCGAAGCCUUCUUCUAUGCUGAUGGUGAGGGCAUGAUCCUCGACCUGUUGCGCAAGCAUGCUGAGCCACUGUUCUCCACGCUGCCCGUCUACUUUACAGGCACAUCGGCGUUGAUAAGCCUGCACCAGAAGCUGGUCGCUACCCCAACGUACCGCCUUGCCGGUGCCGAUGUGUUGCCAGCCAUUCCAACCAAGUUCCAGUUGGGCUUCUUCCAGCGGACCACACCAAUACGCGAAGUGCACAUCAUGGCCGCAUUGUUCUCGCGACAAAAAGACAACGAUGCCAAGCAGUUUGCCAAGACCAACAAGACCAUGUAUAAGAACCGCUUCAUCCAAGAUCGUUUCGAUCUCAGCAAGUCAACAUUAGUUGAGAAGUACAAGUGCCGUAGCUCGCUGGGCAUCCCGACGGUCAUCUAUUUGAUGGAUGACUGCAUGUGUAUAUCAACCAUUCUGUCAUACAAUGAGACCAACUCUGUUGUGAAGUACGCCAACAUUAGUCGACUACAGAAACAGACGAUCAGUGGCCGCGAGACAUUCAGUGUCUACGUGGGCGAGAAGAGCUAUGACUUGUGGGACUUUGCCGAGAAGAAGAAGGCCAAGUUGUACAAGUCGACCAUCCAGCUGGUGUCCAAGUUCAACGAUCACAUCAAGUUGGAGGAGGCCGUUGUCCAACACGCCAAGAACCAAGACAUUGAGUACGAGUUUGUAGCCAACCUUUACAAGCUGCCCAAAGGCGAGAAGAUCGUCUCCAAUCACACGGCCAUGCGCAAGGGCAUGUAUGGCCGCAUCACACUCACAACCCAUUUCCUCUGUUACCAGAACCAUGUCUCGUACGCAACAGAGAAGAUUGAUUGGUCCGACAUCUCAGACAUCAAGAAGUUCAACUCGUUCUUCUCCUCGGGUAUCCAACUCACUGUCAAGUCAGCUGAGAAGAUGAAAUUCACUGCUCUCCAGAACAGGGACCAACUGCUACUCGAGAUGCUCGAGCUCAAGAGCAAGUCCAGGAUGCCAGUGCUCUAG